UCUAACCGGCAUGCUGUGAAAUAUGAGAGCUGACAAUCCCCAUGUAAUGUAGAUCAGCAAGUUUCACAUUAAGGAAAUGAACUCAGGAUCAGAAGGAUCCGCGUUUAUCAGGAAGUGAAACAGUUUUGCCGUUUCUGAGAGGUGUCAUGGCGCAACAAGGACUUCAGUCUGACCAGGAAAGACCCUGUUCCAUGUGUUUUGAUCUACUAAAGGAACCGGUGGUUAGUCCCUGUGGGCACAGCUACUGCAUGAACUGUAUUAAAAGCCACUGCGAUGAAGAGAAUCAGAAGGAAACCCACAGCUGUCCUCAGUGCAGACAGGUCUUCAUGCCGAGGCCUGUCCUGGAGGAAAACACAGAUUUAGUGGAGCAGCCAAAGACGGAACGCCAAGCUGCUCCAGGACCUGUAGUAAAGACAGCAGCUGUGUCAGAUAAAGUACAGGGAAGUCUUCAUGAGGAUCACACCAAGAUGUCACCAACAGACACUGAAGUGGACUCAGAAGAAGAGCCCAAGACCAGGGCUGAAUUCCUAAAAUACUCGUGUGAAAUAACCCUGGAUCCAAACACAGCAAACGCACGUCUGAUGCUAUCUGAGGGGAACCGAAAAGCAACAAACAUGGAAGAAGAUCUGGUUCGCCCCAGUCACCCGAACAGAUUCGUGGACGGGUCUCUGGUCCUCAGUAAAGAGAGUCUGACUGGACGCCAUUACUGGGAGGUGGAGAGGAGCGGGGGAGCUGUUUCUGUCGCCGUCGCGUACAACGAUGUCAGCAGAAGAGGAACUGAAAGCACGUUUGGAUGCAACUACAAGUCUUGGGCUUUAGAUUUUUUCGACAGUCGUUAUGUAGUCAGACAUAUGUACAUCCAAGCUGCCAAGCCCCACCCGAUGUCCUCCAGAGUGGGAGUGUACCUGGAUCACAGGGCAGGUAUUCUGUCCUUCUACAGCGUCUCUGAAACCAUGUCUCUCCUGCACAGAGUCCAGACCACGUUCACUCAGCCGCUCUACGCUGGGCUUUGGGUUCAUGGUCAUAAUUCUGCCGCUGUGAUGUGCUAGCCUCAUGCUGACUGUGUGAAUUGAACAUGGAGAUGAUGUUUGUUACAAUAACUUGAGAUCUAGCCAACGGUCAGUUUUUACUUAUCAUAUUCAGUUAAUGUUUUUUGCUGCCUAAAAGUUCUCCAUUUGAUUUUGUGAGUUUUAAAUGCAUUGACAGCUAUUUUUCUUGAGGUGCCAAGACUUGAAUACUGCACUAUUUUCUCCUGGAAAACCAAUGUACUGUUCUCACAACUGCCACUAAAUAUAGCUAGUUAGCUCCUGUUAACUGCUAACAAUGGCAGAUUAAAUCCAUAUCUAUAAAUAAACAUGUACACAGCCAUAAACUUAACUCUUCAGUGGUGGAAUGUAACUAAGUACUGUACCUAAGUACAAUUUUGAGGUACUUUACUUGAGUAUUUCCAUUUGAUGCUACGCCACUACAGGCAUUUUAAACUCAUAAAUUAUGUUUUUAUAGAAAGCUACCCAGCAAUAAAGUAAUGAAGAUUAUUGCCACCUUUACCAGCUGCAACAUUAAAGUAAUGCACACAUUAAUGCAUCACUAAUUAUAAUCCAGUAAUAAUAAUAUUAAUAUAUAUUAUUAAGUAAAUUACUUAGUUAUUACUUAAGUAAAGAAUCUGGGUAGCUUACUUCUUCCAUUAACAACUUUAUUUAUUAGCUGAUUAUUAUUAGCUCACCCUAGCAUGCUAACUAGCUAGGCAAUUGGUUGUGAGCUUGCAUUAAAGAAGAGCCAUGUUAGCAUUUGUAGCUAGCAUCUCUUGGCUAGAAGAACCAGAGAAAAGUAUUUUGUGAUCUUCGCAGUUCGAGUUGUGUCUUUCUCUGCUGCCGCCAUCGUAACUCUGUAUUCUGGCUUUUCACUCUGCUGCUACGUAGUUAGCUCACAGCCCAGCCUAGCUAGUUAGCUGGGUAGUUAGCAUGUGUGCAUUUUAUGUUUAAAUGCUCAUGCUAAAGAAAGAUGAUUAACAUAUACAUUUUGGGAAAUGCUUAUUCACUGACUGGUGGAGGGUUAUAUGAGGAGAUCGAUAUGUUAAAUAUAUCCAGCAGCUGCUUCGCUUAGUUUAGCACAAAGACUGGGAAACAAAGCACUUUUUUUUGUUGACAAAAAUGAAUAAAAACAACAUACUUGUUA
Cottoperca gobio is the source of this 2175-nucleotide messenger RNA. Its product is annotated as zinc finger protein RFP-like. Lineage: Eukaryota; Metazoa; Chordata; Actinopteri; Perciformes; Bovichtidae. Gene Ontology annotation, molecular function: protein binding. The record is from RefSeq and is a predicted model, not a curated record. The transcript has a single exon. The coding region runs from base 147 to 1049 and encodes 300 amino acids.